This is a messenger RNA of Triticum turgidum subsp. durum (durum wheat), 1530 nucleotides long. The record is from the annotation of a GenBank genome assembly. Lineage: Eukaryota; Viridiplantae; Streptophyta; Magnoliopsida; Poales; Poaceae.
AUGGAGGUCUGGAGCAUCAGAGCGGCGCAGCUCUUGCUCUUCUUCUUCCUCUUGUCUGAGAGGCAUGGGUCUUGUGCCGCCCUCGGUGAAGAAGGGCGAGCCAUGGGUUUCAGAGAAGAGCACCCAAGUGGAUGGUUAUGGAAUUUGGAAGAAAAGAAGGUUUUCAGCGCAGCGGCGACGCCCUUAGUCAAGGGAAAAAAACUGUCAAUUGAAAUUCCUAACGAGUUGCAAGAGCGUAUCAUGAUUUCAGAGGUUCUAACUGAUGGAAGGCAAGAAUCGUGCAGAAAAUGUUUAACAAAAACCAUAGAGAGUAACACCCUGAGGCAACUCCUACAGGCAAGGGAGCUUCAAGAAUCAGCACCUUCCUCUAAGGCUCCUGAUCAGUUUCAUGAAAGCCAGGCUCCCAUGUCUUUGCCACCAUCGUAUUCGCAAGCUGAAACCAACGAGUCUUCUUCUGUGCCUCACUGGGCUAUCUACGCAGUGUGCAUCAGUGGAGUGCUUGGCCUUGUGGUUAUAGCCUCUGUUGUGUAUCUACUUGUCUCCCGUAGAAAGAAGGAUAACACCGUCAAUCCAUGGGCUACCGGGCUGAGUGGACAGCUAAGGAAAGCCUUUGUGACAGGUGUUCCUUCUUUAGGAAGGGCCGAACUUGAGGCGGCGUGUGAGAAUUUCAGCAAUGUGAUUGGUACUGUAUCUGACAGUGCAUUGUACAAGGGAACCCUGUCAAGUGGAGUUGAAAUAGCUGUUGCCUCCAGUCCAGUUAAGUCUGCCAAAGAAUGGUCGGAUCGGUCCGAGGAGCAAUUUAGGAACAAGAUCUCUGAGUUAUCCAAGGUGAACCACAAGAACUUCAUGAACCUACUUGGUUACUGCACAUGCGACGCUCCGUUCACCAGGAUGAUGGUGUUUGAGUACGCUCCAUGCGGUUCCCUCUUCGAGCAUCUGCACGUGAGGGAAGCAGAGCACCUGGACUGGCCUACCCGGCUGCGCAUCAUCAUGGGAGUGACAUACUGCCUGGAGCACAUGAACCAGCUAGACCCUCCUGUCACCCCAAGAACCCUAAACUCCUCAUCCAUCUACCUCACCGAGGACUACGCGGCCAAGUUCUCCGACACCGAGUUCUGGAAGGACGACGACGCGGACGCGUCGGCGCCGACGCGAUCCGCAGGCCAGGACAGCAUCGUCUACAAGUUCGGGAUACUGCUGCUCGAGGUGAUCUCCGGCCGGCUGCCCUUCUCCGAGGACCACGGCCUGCUCGUCCUCUGGGCCUCCAGCUACCUGGACGGCAAGCGGCCGAUCGGCUCGAUGGCCGACCCGGUGCUCAGGGCGUCGUCGCCUGUGCCCGAAGAGGACCUGGCGGCGCUGUGUGAUGUCGUGAGGCUGUGCAUCAACCGCGAGGCGGCGAAGAGGCCGUCCAUGGGCGAAGUCGCGGGGCUGAUGAAAGGCGCCGUCAGACUGUCGCCGGAGCAGACGACCCCGAGGAAUAACCCGCUGUGGUGGGCUGAGCUCGAGAUCAUGUCCACGGCAUCCACCUGA